Messenger RNA from Arachis duranensis, 1560 nucleotides. RefSeq names its product transcription factor TCP14. The coding region runs from base 299 to 1393 and encodes 364 amino acids. The record is from RefSeq and is a predicted model, not a curated record. Gene Ontology annotation, molecular function: sequence-specific DNA binding; DNA-binding transcription factor activity. NCBI's taxonomy places the organism in Eukaryota, Viridiplantae, Streptophyta, Magnoliopsida, Fabales, Fabaceae. The transcript is spliced from 2 exons. Gene Ontology annotation, cellular component: nucleus.
UGGGGAUAUUAUUGGUAGUGAAUAUGAUUAUAUUGUUGCUUAAAGGUUGCAAUGGUUGGGCUUGUUAUCUCUCUCUCCUUUAUCCUGUGUCAGUGUAUAGAGUGAGAGAAAGAGAGGAACAAGUCAUAUCUCAAAGGAAUUCCAUCCCCAUGCCAUGCUCCACUUUCAUCUCCGCUGCUUAUUAACAUAACCUAUUCCUUUUCUUUCUUCUUUUCUAAUUUAUUUAUAUUAAAAAAAGAAGAAAGAAAGAAAGGUAAACCCCACACAUAUUUUAUUUUAUUUUUCUUUUUUUCAUAAUAUGAGUGAGAAAACGAUCAUGGAGCCUGACCACCAUCAAAAUGGGAUCCGCACCAGACCUAAUUUUCCACUCCAACUCUUAGACAAUAAGAAAGAUGACGGUCGCGGCCGACGGAUCCGUAUGCCGGCUGCAGCCGCUGCCAGGGUGUUCCAGCUGACGCGGGAGCUUGGCCACAAGUCUGACGGGGAGACCAUCGAGUGGCUCCUCCAACAGGCUGAGCCCUCCGUCAUCGCGGCCACCGGAACCGGUACUAUCCCUGCAAACUUCACUUCCCUCAACAUCACGCUUAGAAGCUCAGGAUCCACCAUCUCUUCCCCCUCUCACUACUUCAGAGGCGCCACCGCCACCGCUACACCGUACCUUAGCCACGCAGCCAGCUUCUCCGCCGCUAGGAGCCGCAGCGAAUGGGUGAGGAACGUGGCGGUGGAAGAUUAUUCUAGAAGAGUCAUGUUCUCCGGCAGUGACAAUAGUAAUAAUAAUAACAACAACAACUCUGCUGCUGCUGCUACUACUGUCUUGAAUUUCAACAACGCUGUUAAUGAUAUUAUGCAAAGCAAGCAAGAGGCUCGGGAAGAGCCCUGUAGCGGUGACGGUGGCGGCGGAGGAGAUGCUUUGGGGAGGAAGAGAAGGCAAGAGGAGGUGUUCUCACAGCACCAGGGUACUCAGAUGAUGGGUAGCUACUUGUUACAGUCGAGUUCAGGGUCAAUUCCGGCGACUCAUGCUUCUAUUCCGGCGACUUUUUGGAUGAUGGGCGGCGGUGGAGUUGGUGGUGGCAGUGGUAAUAAUGGCGGUGACCCAAUUUGGGCAAUUCCAACCGUUGGUAACAAUAGUAGCAUGUAUAAAGGGGCUAUGUCUGGUGGCAGCGGCGGCAACGGUGCCGGCGGCAUUCAUUUCAUGAAUUUUGCUUCUCCAAUGGCUCUAUUGCAAGCUCAACAACUAGGAGGAGGAGGAGGCGGCGGCGGCAGUGCAGUGCUGAGUGAAAGUAACCUGGGAAUGCUUGCAGCUCUUAAUGCAUACAGGCCUAUUAUGGCUAACGGCAGCGGCGGCCAACACUCACCCCAUGGAGAUGGAGGAGAUCAAGAAAGUCAACCCUGAGGAUCAAAGCAAGCACAAGUUUAGUUGCUUAGCGAGUUGAAUGUUCUCGGUUUUGGUGUGAUUUUGCUGAGGAUCCAUGUAUGUUAGUUAGGGUUUGAGAAGAAAGCACACAUAUUUAUAUACAUAUAUAUGUUUUUACCAUGGCAAUCAAUUCUGAUCUUCGACUA